This is a messenger RNA of Colletotrichum costaricense, 369 nucleotides long. RefSeq lists its product as uncharacterized. Lineage: Eukaryota; Fungi; Ascomycota; Sordariomycetes; Glomerellales; Glomerellaceae. The record is from RefSeq and is a predicted model, not a curated record. Bases 1 to 369 code for a protein of 122 amino acids. The transcript is spliced from 4 exons.
AUGCAUGCGUCCACUAUCCUCGCCCUCCUCACAGCCUCUGCUGUUCAACUCGUCGCUGCGGGUGGUUUCGCGUCAACAUGCAGCGACAUGUCCUACUCGGGCACCACAUUCACCGCGAAGUGCAAGAACACCUUUGUCGAUCCCUACUUCGAGGACGCCCCCAUCAACUUGUCAAAGUGCCUUGCCAACGUCGGGGGCAAGGUUGUUUGCCGUCCUAAGAGCCCAUCCUUCAAGUUUUGUGACUGCGGUCUUGGCAGUGACAAGAAGAUUUUGAACUGCCGUUGCACCGACUCUACUGGAACUAAGCAACCUUCUUCGCUGAACCUUGAUACCUGCCUGACCAACAACGGCGGAAGCUUGUCAUGCUAA